Pleuronectes platessa (European plaice) is the source of this 3801-nucleotide messenger RNA. Its product is annotated as oocyte zinc finger protein XlCOF22. The record is from RefSeq and is a predicted model, not a curated record. The coding region runs from base 50 to 2527 and encodes 825 amino acids. Gene Ontology annotation, biological process: regulation of transcription by RNA polymerase II; central nervous system development. Lineage: Eukaryota; Metazoa; Chordata; Actinopteri; Pleuronectiformes; Pleuronectidae. Gene Ontology annotation, cellular component: nucleus. Gene Ontology annotation, molecular function: RNA polymerase II cis-regulatory region sequence-specific DNA binding; DNA-binding transcription factor activity, RNA polymerase II-specific. The transcript is spliced from 4 exons.
UCGCUUUGUUCGCUCAGAGACUCAACGUACAUGGCCGCCGUGGAGGAACAUGGCCGCCGUGCAGCUGCUGCGGGUGUCGGUACAUGAGCGGAUCAGCGCUGCCGCUGAAGACGUUCUGAUGCAGGUGGAGAAAGAUGGAGGAAAGGCUCAAGUCCCGGCGCUGAGAGCGAUGCUAACCGAGCGGCUAAUGGCGGCGGCUGAGGAGAUCCUCGCGGUGUUUGAGGAAACCGUGGCAGAGUACGAAGACAGAUACGACGACCGAGUGGAGCGGACAGGGGAGGAGAUCUGCCGCCAGAGGAGGCUGCUCGAUGCCGUGAUGCAGCCCGUAGUCCGGCUGCACAGAGCAGGGUGUCCUGCAGAUGUCCAGCAACUGAUGUUGAAUAAAGCAGAGGUUACCCCUGUACAGCAGCAGUGGAGCCCCCUUGUGGUCAAGGAGGACCCAGAGCCCCCCCACAUUAAAGAAGAACAGGAGGAACCGUGGACCAAUUGGGAUGGACAGCAACUUCAAGGACUGGAAGAGGCUGAUAUCAAUUUCACAUUGACCCCUGUCGCUGUGAAGAGUGAAGAAGAGGAAGUUAAAUCGUCAAAGCUUCAUCUGAGUGAGACGAAGGAGAACAGAGGGAACAUAAGGGGCAAUCUAAAGAAAGAUAAACCAUUUAGUUGUUCUGAGUGUGGUAAAAGUUUUAAUCAAAAGGGCAAUCUAAAUAGACAUAAGAGGCGUCAUACAGGAGAGAAGCCAUUUAGUUGCUCUGAGUGUGGUAAAAGAUUUAACCAAAAGGGCAAUCUAAAUACACAUAUGAGGUGUCAUACAGGAGAGAAGCCAACUAGUUGCUCUGAGUGUGGUAAAAGAUUUAACACAAAGGGCAGUCUAAAUACACAUAUGAGGAAUCAUACAGAAGAGAAGCCUUUUAAAUGCUCUGAGUGUGGUAAAAGAUUUGACCAGAGUAGCAAUCUAAAUUUGCAUAUGAGGCGUCAUACAGGAGAGAAAACAUUUAGUUGCUCUGAGUGUGGUAAAAGAUUCAACCACAAGGGCAAUCUAAAUACACAUAUGAGGUGUCAUACAGGAGAGAAGCCAUUUAGUUGCUCUGAGUGUGGUGAAAGAUUUAAUCAAAAGGGCAGUCUAAAUACACAUAUGAGGCUACAUACAGGAGAGAAGCCAUUUAGUUGCUCUGAGUGUGGUAAAAGAUUUUACCAAAAGGGCAAUCUGAAUAAACAUAUGAGGCGUCAUACAGGAGAGAAAGCAGAAAGGAGGAACAUGGCCGCCGUGCAGCUGCUGCGGGUGUCCGUACAUGAGCGGAUCAGCGCUGCCGCUGAAGACGUUCUGAUGCAGGUGGAGAAAGGAGGAGGAAUGGCUCAAGUCCCGGCACUGAGAGCGAUGCUAACCGAGCGGCUAAUGGCGGCGGCUGAGGAGAUCCUCGCGGUGUUUGAGGAAACCGUGGCAGAGUACGAAGACAGAUACGAAGACCGAGUGGAGCGGACAGGGGAGGAGAUCUGUCGCCAGAGGAGACUGCUCGAUGCCGUGAUGCAGCCCGUAGUCCGGCUUCACAGAGCAGUGUGUCCUGCAGAUGCCCAGCAACUGAUGGUGAAUAAAGAAGAGGUUACCCCUGAGCAGCAGCAGUGGAGCCCCCUUGUGGUUAAGGAGGACCCAGAGCCCCCCCAUAUUAAAGAAGAACAGGAGGAACCGUGGACCAAUUUGGAUGGACAGCAACUUCAAGGACUGGAAGAGGCUGAUAUGAAGUUCACCUUAACUCCUGUCGCUGUGAAGAUUGAAGAAGAUGAAGGGGAACUUAAAUCGUCAAAGCUUCAUCCGAGUGAGACGAAGGAGUACAGAGGGAAUGUAAGGGGCAAUCUAAAGAAAGAGAAACCAUUUAGUUGCUCUGAGUGCGAUAAAAGAUUUAACCAAAAGAGCAGUCUAAAUAUACAUAUGAGGUGUCAUACAGGAGAGAAGCCAUUUAGUUGCCCUGAGUGUGGUAAAAGAUUUAACCAAAUGAGCACUCUGAAUACACAUAUGAUGUGUCAUACAGGAAAGAAACCAUUUCGUUGCUCUGAGUGUGGUAAAAGAUUUAACACAAAGGGCAAUCUAAAUACACAUAUGAGGUGUCAUACAGGAGAGAAGCCAUUUAGUUGCUCUGAGUGUGGUAAAAGAUUUAACCAAAUGAGCACUCUGAAUACACAUAUGAGGCGUCAUACAGGAGAGAAGCCAUUUGGUUGCCCUGAGUGUGGUACAACAUUUGACCGAAAGGGGAGUCUAAACAGACAUAUGAGGUGUCAUACAGGAGAGAAGCCAUUUAAUUGCUCUGAGUGUGGUAAAAGAUUUAACAUAAAGGGCAAUCUAAAUACACAUAUGAGGCGUCAUACAGGAGAGAAGCCAUUUAGUUGCUCUGAGUGUGGUAAAAGAUUUAACACAAAGGGCAAUCUAAAUACACAUAUGAGGCGUCAUACAGGAGAGAAGCCAUUUAGUUGCUCUGAGUGUGGUGAAACCUUUAACCAAAGAAGCAAUCUAAAAAAACAUAUGAGGCGUCAUUAGGGUUGCAAAAUUCUGGUUAUUCAAAUUCAAUAUUCAAAGUUGGAAACUUUCCAUGGGAGUUAACGAGAAUAAACUGGAAAUUUGUAUGGGUAAUUUAUACCAACUGUAUUUACCUUGUCAUAUACACACUUAAAUAUAAACAUUUUGUUUUGUCACAAGCUGAUUAGAGUCCUGAGGAAACUUUGGGCACUUGACUAUAUGCUUCUGUAUCUUUGUGGCAUUCUUAACAUAGGUGUUCGCACAGUAUUUGCAAAUGUACACAGCCUUUCCUUUUACAUUGGCUGGGGUGAAAUUUCUCCAUAUAUGAGAGUUCACGUGGCAUUGUUCUGUAGAAUAAGAUGAGAAAAAAGCUUGUAAAAAAAUAAAUAAUGCAAUGCCAGAGAUAUAAAUAGUUAGCUAAACAAUUGGAAUCGUCUUUAAAAAUGUUUUACAAUUGAUGGAUAAAUUAAUAGAAAUAGGCUAGAUGAACUAUCCUCAAUCAGCAUGCUAAUAUAUUUCCACAGUAAUAUCAACAAAACUUACCUUACUAGUCCUUGGGCUUAUGCCGUACUGUGGUCCCAAUAGCCCUGCUGUAGUGCGCGGAAUUAUCUGUGCAUGUGAUGGAGGAAUGCACAGUGCAGGGUUGAAAUUCAACGUGCAGCGUGUGCUUCAUUCCAUACAUCUUUAAAAUAUAGUUUUGAAUGACGUUACUAUUGGGCAGUGUUUAAUUUGCAGUAACAUUUUUUUUCAAAAUUCCUUACAUUAAGUGUAUUCAAUCCAGAGGGUACAGACCCAAGACAGCUAGAAUCAAGAAAGUGCAACCCUAGGAGUCAUACAGGAGACAAACCCUAUAGUUGCUCUGACUGGUAAGAGAUUUAAGAUUCAGUCUUAUUAUACGAGACGCGAGGAUUCAUAAAGGAGAGAAAUUAUUCAGUAGCAACCUUUGCAUCAAAAGAUUUUUUAGGAUUUAUCCGCUGAUAUUCAUAUUAUACAUAUUGGUUGUUAACUGUUUUAAAUAGACUCAUAACAGUUUUUAAAGAUUUGUGUUUAUAUAUCUUGUUUCUAUGGAUUUCUACAUAAUGUAUCUAUUUUUCAUAAUUUCCAUGUCAUUUUAAGGUUAAAGUGUGUUCCUUGCACUGUAUGUAUGUGUGUUCUUAACUAGUUCAUAUGAUUAAAAAUGUUUGUUUUAAAAAAAAUGGUUUCUGCGUUUGUGAGAUUCAAUGACAGUGUGUAAUCAACUUUAUGUAUUGAAUGUGUUUCAAAAAAUUUAAGUCUAAUAAAAAGAUAAUGGCGUC